This is a messenger RNA of Marmota flaviventris (yellow-bellied marmot), 1448 nucleotides long. It is a transcript of the gene Cgref1, whose product is annotated as cell growth regulator with EF-hand domain 1. Lineage: Eukaryota; Metazoa; Chordata; Mammalia; Rodentia; Sciuridae. Gene Ontology annotation, molecular function: calcium ion binding. The record is from RefSeq and is a predicted model, not a curated record.
UCUGUUGGUCUCAGUGACACCGGUACCCCGCCCCUUCCUCCCGCGGGAUCGCAGGGCUCCGUGGUCCGCGGGGGCAGGGGAGGCGGGCGGGGCGGCGGCUGGCGCAGCUCCGGACUCUGCCCGGCCCUGGGCGGCGGCUGCAACCAGGCGGGCGGGCGACGUGGAGCGGCCACGUGGAGCCGCCCGGGGGAGGGCAGGCGGCUGGUGGCAAGGCACCCGCGGCGCGGCAGCCUGGAGCUCGCACGAAGCCGAAGCCGGAGCCCCAGCCCGGCUCAGCGCCUCCGCAGCAGAUCCAGUUCUAGGAAGGAUGUCACCUUGGCAGAUGAGAGCGUUAAUGCUGCCACUGCUGCUGCUCCCGCUGAGUCAAGCUGCUCCCAAGGAUGGCGCCACAAGGCCAGACCCUGAAGCUCAGCAGCAGACCCUGUCCAACCCCUUCCAGCCAGACCCAGAGCAGCUCCGACUUCUGCAGAACUACCUAAAGGGACUAGAAAGAAUGGAAGAGGAGCCAGAGCACAUGAAUCGGGAACAGGUUCUCCUCUACCUUUUUGCCCUCCAUGACUAUGACCAGAGUGGACAGCUGGAUGGCCUGGAGCUCUUGUCCAUGUUGACAGCAGCUCUGGCUCCAAGGGCUGCUGACUUUCCCAUCAACCCGGUGAUCCUGGUAGUGGACAAGGUGCUCGAGACCCAGGACCUGAAUAGGGAUGGGCUCAUGACCCCUGCAGAGCUCAUCAACUUCCCAGGAGAGGCCCCUGGGAAUGCAGGGCAUACAGAGCCCAGAGAGCCCCUCGCUCCAGCUCCUCAGGAACUACAAGCUGCUGGAAGACAGCCCCCAUUGGCUAAGAUCCCACUGAAACAAGAAACCCUGGAAGCCCUGGGUCUCAGAGAAGAAGCUGGAGGCCAGGAAGAAGCCAGAAGGGAAUCCUUGGAGCCUAUACAGGAGGCUGGGCAUCAGGCGGGGGCUGAAGGGGAUACCCCAGGCUCCACAGGGGAGGCCAGGGGGCAGGUAGAGGCUGAAGGAGAUGCUCCAGGUCCUGGAGGGGAGGCCAGGGGACAGGUAGAUGCUGAAGGAGAUGCCCCAGGUCCUGGAGGGGAGGCCCCAGGACAGGCAGUGGCUAGGGACAAUGGAAGGGAAGGCAAAGAGCUUCCAGGAGAAACACAGGAGUCCAAGAACACCCCAAAUGAGUUUGAGGUCCAUAAUAUUCAACUGGACAAUGAUGAGAUGUAAGCCUGGAGGAGACAGGCCUGUGUCCCUUGUGUUCUCUGUGAAGGAACAUAAGCUCAAAGGGUGGGGGUGUAUACGUUGGAAUGAGGACCACCUCUGGGUCCCCUUUCUGGCCCCAGUGGAUGGCAGGUCUUUCUGUGCAGGUCUUUCUGAGCUUAGGGGGGCCCCGUAAGUUAAGGGACAGCUUUCAGGCCCAAACAACAAAUAAACAAUGAAAUGAAUUCUU